Messenger RNA from Brienomyrus brachyistius, 6068 nucleotides. Its product is annotated as sterol regulatory element-binding protein cleavage-activating protein-like. The record is from RefSeq and is a predicted model, not a curated record. Gene Ontology annotation, cellular component: Golgi membrane; endoplasmic reticulum membrane. The transcript is spliced from 24 exons. Gene Ontology annotation, biological process: SREBP signaling pathway. NCBI's taxonomy places the organism in Eukaryota, Metazoa, Chordata, Actinopteri, Osteoglossiformes, Mormyridae. Gene Ontology annotation, molecular function: sterol binding; protein binding. The coding region runs from base 521 to 4243 and encodes 1240 amino acids.
AUGCUGUCACUUUUCUCUGUAAAAUAUGAUGGUUUAUACAUACUCUGUCUUUGAGGAGCAAUGGAGCACAGAAGAUAAUUGGUCAAUAAAAACUGGUAACGUGCAUGUUUUAUAUACAGUACGUACGCGUAAGACGUGCAUGUGUUUCCAUAACGUGAUGCAAUGUGAUAAGAUUAGGCGCUCCGUUCCUAUCCGCCUCCAGCAGAGGUCGCCCUUCCCGGCCCUGGCGGACGUGCCGUGGCCGGGGUGAGAGGUCGGAGUGUAGAGGGCCAGCCUGGGCUUCACGCCUCUGUUGUCAUAGGCUCGGCUGUAUCACAGCAGCGCGAGAGCGGUCCCUGAACUGAUUAUCGGGGCUCUGGGACGGGAGAAGAGCGGCGAGACACGAUCCUAGCAGCUGGUUGUCUGCUCACGAGCUACCAGUUCCCGUCAUGGAAUAAGGCCACUGGAUGCGCCCCUCCGCCCCCCUCCUCAGCUGCACGGCGCCCCCGCCCCGUGGCAGUCAGCUGACCCUCCCCCCACGAUGACGGUGACCGAGAGGCUGCGACAGAAGAUCUCAGCCGCCUUCUACUGGCACGGCCUGCUGUGCGCCUCUUACCCCGUUCCCAUCAUCCUCUUCACCGCCGUCUGCAUCCUCGCAUGCUGUUACCCUCUGCUGAAGCUGCCCCUGCCUGGGGCGGGGCCGGAGAAGUUCACCACAGGAGUGCGUGAUUACACAGUGCCCCCAGAGGACCCUGGCGGGGAGCCCGGGGAGCGGCCCGAAUGGUACCACGGCCCCCCUGUGGCGUACAUCCAGCAGGUGCUGGUGAAGGCGGCGGUGUCUCCCUGGGACAGCAAGCUGGUCCCAGUGGAUGCUUUCAGGUCCCCGCUGGGACGCGUCUUCGCUCUGCUGGACGAGAUCCGCAGCCACGUGCACUCUGACAGUUCCGGGCUUCGAAGCCUGGAGGCAAUGUGCCUCCAGGUGACGGACCUGUUGCCUGGGUUACGGCGCUUGCAGACCAUUCUCCCAGAGCAUGGCUGCCUCAUAGUCUCCCCUGGCAACUACUGGCAGAACCAGCGGGAGCUGUUCGAUACGGACCCGGACCUGCUAAAGACGGUCCAGCAGCAUGAACCUAAAGGCCUGCAUGUGUCUGCCACCCUGAAAGACCUGUUGUUCGGUGUCCGUGGCCAGCAGACAGGGGUCAGCCUGAACAGUGGCAACCGCGUGGUCACCUACACCGUUACCAUGGCGCUGCGUAGCUAUGAUGCCAGGUUCCUGGGCAGCCUGAGGUCGCGUCUCAAGCAGCUGCACCCGUCGUCGAACUGCAGCCUGCGCGAGGAGCAUAUGGUGCACGUCUACUUCAAGGAGGAGAUCGGCGUGGCGGAGCUCAUCCCCCUGCUCACCACCUACAUCAUCCUCUUCGCCUACAUCUACUUCUCCACCCGAAAGAUCGACAUGGUCAGGUCCAAGUGGGGCCUUGCUCUGGCUGCUGUGGUGACGGUUCUCAGCUCACUCCUCAUGUCUGUGGGGCUCUGUACCCUCUUUGGCCUGACGCCCACACUCAAUGGAGGGGAGAUCUUCCCAUACCUGGUCGUGGUAAUCGGCCUGGAGAACGUGCUCGUCCUCACCAAGUCCGUGGUGUCGACCCCUGUUGACCUGGAGGUCAAACUGCGCAUAGCUCAGGGGCUAAGCAACGAGAGCUGGUCCAUUAUGAAGAACAUGGCUACUGAGCUGUGCAUCAUUCUCAUUGGAUACUUCACCCUGGUCCCAGCCAUUCAGGAGUUCUGCCUGUUCGCUGUGGUGGGGCUGGUCUCUGAUUUCUUCCUCCAGAUGCUUUUUUUCACCACGGUGCUCUCAAUCGACAUCCGUCGCAUGGAGCUGGCCGACCUAAAUCGCCGGCUUCCGGCCGAGGCGGGGAUGCCCCCUUCGAAACCCGGGCCUCUCCGGCCUCGUGAAACCCCGCCACCCCCGCGUCCCUCCCCCCACACAAUCACCCUGCAGCCCCCCGCCUUCCGGAACCUGCGGCUCCCCAAGAGGCUGCGAGUGGUGUACUUCCUGGCCCGCACACGGCUGGCCCAGCGCAUCAUCAUGGUUGGCACAGUGAUUUGGAUCGGCAUCCUGGUGUACACGGACCCGGCGGGUCUGCGCAUCUACCUGGCUGCCCAGGUGUCUGAGCAGAGCCCGCUGGGGGAGGCAGGGCUGCCCCACCUGGGCGUCGCCCCCGUCUUCCCGCGCGGUGACCCCACCAGCACGCUCAGCGUCCUGCCCCCUGCUGAGCCCACCCCAGCUCUGCCAGAGAACCUGUCCCAGGGACACGCCCCCCAGGCAGCAGGCCGGGCUGUGCCCCAGAUCCGCUGGGGCCCUGAGGACGGGGAAGCAUGGAAACAUCUGUCCUUCCGGCACUGGCCCCUGCUCUUCAGCUACUACAACAUCACCCUGGCAAAGAGGUAUAUCAGCUUCCUGCCAGUCAUCCCAGUGACGUUUCACCUGAGCCCACAGGAGGCGCUAGAGACACGGCACCCCCAUGACACGCACCAUGCCCCGCCCCCCCCAUCGAGCACAGCCCCUGACACGGAGGGCCCUCCCCUGCAGGCCGACAUGACGCUCUACAAGGUGGCUGCUCUGGGCCUGGCAGCGGGGGUGAUUUUAGUCCUGCUGCUCUUCUUCUUGUACCGUGUGCUCUGUCCCCGUAACUAUGGCCAGAACGGGGUGCAGCAUGGCCGCCGUCGCCGUGGAGACCUGCCCUGCGACGACUAUGGCUACUCUCCGCCCGUCAGUGAGAUUUCUCCGCUGCUGUUGCGGGGACACAGCAUGGACAUUGAGUGUCUGGCCAGUGAUGGGAUGCUGCUGGCCAGCUGCUGCCUAGCAGGGCAGAUCCGGGUAUGGGACGCCCAGACCGGGGACUGCCUGACUCUCAUCCCCAAUCAUGGGCUGCGUCACUGUGGUAGCGGCGGUGGGUGGGAGCAGAGGAAUGGCUGGGACAUGGGCGAGCUGGAAAGCCUGGGGGCCGAGGAUCCAGAUGAAGACGUGGCCCUCCUGAGGCGACGUGCUGCCCCGUCCUCGCGCCCCUCCCUCUUCGUGGACCAGCCCGAUCUCACCCCCCUCAUCGACACCAGCUUUGCCCGCCUGCCCCCUUCGCAGGCCACGUGCCACUCGGGCUUCGACUUCGGCGAGCUGGUGGAGCGGGCGUACCUGGAGCACGAGCCCUCGCCCAGCCCCACAUAUCCCCCCUCCCCCCACACACCCCCGCAGAGGCGCCGCAGCGUAGGGGACCAGCCCUUGGCUCCCCCAGAGCCAGCCUGCUGCAGCCCUCCUGAGUGGGACAGCUCUGUCUGGGCGCUGGAGCUCAGGGGAAACCUUAUUGCGGCUGGAAGGAGGAGUGGCCGGCUGGAGCUGUGGGAUGCUGUUGAAGGCAGCUUACGGUGCAGCAAUGAUGAAGGAGUUUCUGGGAUCACUGCGCUGGCCUUCCUGAGUAACCGGAUUGUGGCGGCCCGGCUCAACGGUUCUCUGGACUUCUUCACCGUGGACAUGAACAAGCCUCUGGGCUUGCGGCAGUAUCGGGGCACUCCUGGGAGGGGUAGCAUGCCCCCCCCGUCUCCCUGCUACAGCAGUGAGGAUGUCAUCAGCUGUCAGCUAACACGUUCUGUGCAGUGCGCCCACCACAAGCCGAUCACAGUGCUGCGAGCAGCGGCGGGCCGUGUGGUAACGGGCAGCCAGGACCACACCGUCAGGGUCUAUCGGCUGGAGGAUUCCUGCUGUCUCUUCACUCUACAGGGCCACUCAGGCGGCAUCACUGCUAUUUAUAUUGAUCAGACCAUGGUGCUGGCCAGUGGGGGUCAGGAUGGAGCCAUCUGUCUGUGGGACGUCCUGACUGGCAGCCGGGUCAGCCAUGUGUACGGUCACCGUGGUGAUGUGACUUCCCUGGUCUGCACGACGUCCUGUGUCAUUAGCAGCGGGCUGGACGACCUGAUCUGCAUCUGGGACCGGAGCACGGGCAUCAAGCUGUAUUCCAUCCAGCAGGAUGUGGGCUGCGGUGCCAGUCUAGGCGUCAUCUCAGAUGGGCUCCUGGUUACCGGCGGGCUGGGCUGCGUGUCCUUCUGGGAGCUGAACUACGGUGACCUCCUGCAGACGGUGUACCUGGGGCCCAGCAGCGAGGGCCAGGCCGUGCGACAGCUGCUGGUGCUGGACAACGCUGCCAUCGUGUGCGACUUCGGCAGUGAGCUCAGCCUGGUCUAUGUCCCCUCCGUGCUGGAAAAGCUGGACUGAGCCUGCCGCUGUUAUUCCUCCCUAUUUCCUGUCUUCUUCAUCGUGGCCACGCCCCCUUCUGAGCGAUCUGAGCACCUGACCAGUGGAGGGUGGCGGAGGCUGGGGCGGGGCUUGGUUUUCGGACCUGUGUGACCGCGGCCUCCCCCUGGAGGACUCCGCCGGAUGCUUCGGCUGCUGUGUUGUUACGGUUGUUUUUCCUGUACAGCCAUUGGUGCUGUAGGCGGCCCCCACCCACCCUAUUAGCCAAUGAGUGGCAGCCAUGGCAAACUGUUGGGUUAUAGUGAAUUGAGUGAGUGAGGUCAUUCAUUUAAAUUUAAAUUGUAUGUUAUGGAUUUCAGCUUUGUAUUGCUUUUAAUGGGCAUGGGGAGCAGUCAUGUGUGAGAUCUGGAAAUGAAUGUGCAAUGUUUAGCCCUGGACGCCUGGAAGACUGACCUUACGGACGGAGGGAAGCACAAGACUAAAAGCACGUCAGACCCUGUUUCAGUCCCCAGUACGUCUUGUGUGGCAUGAGAGGUUGUCCUGUGCACCUCCUGUGUGUGACAUGCACACCAAACGGUUCUGAUCCAGUUACACACCCCCACAUGGCGUAUUUCCACAGCAGUGCACAUGGUGUAAAUUAAUAGAAUUUUAAUAUAAGACCCUGGUGUUGGAGUAGUAAAUCAGGUAUGGAGAGAUGGGCCAGGGGAAAUUCUACAGAACCGGGCUGGUCUUCCUGCUGGUCACAGCACUCUGCUUGCAGAAAGACUUUUGUCAGGAUACAUAAUAUUUAUUAUUAUUCCUUUUUGGUUUAUUAGUCUUAUUAUUGUAACGGAGGUUGGAAGUCAGUCGGUAAUUAGCUACGCUGUGGGUUUUCAUAAAACCAGGAGACUGAGGCGACAGUGUACAUCCCCUGCCCCAUCCCUGCCUUUAUCUCCAUCCUUCUUGCUGUAUUUUAUCAGGCAUGGAAGAAUCACCGUUUAGUCCUUUACUGGAGUCUGGGACAUGAUAUGCUGUUUACUUUGUAGCCAUGAUCCACACAACCCACAUCCCAACUGGCUGCACCGCUGGCCCCAGCAAGCCCCCCCCAUGGCAUGUAAGACACGCCCAUCCCCACUACAGAACAAACGCAUGCAGCCGGACAGAAGCAGAUAUCGCCACACACUCACACGCAUCUGGACACCUGGUUAGAUGUAUGUUUGUGCUCAGACUGAUUCAGCAGGGUUGAGUGCACAGAGUAAGCAAAUUUCUACUGUAAUGCUUAUUUAUUAGUUUGUGUUCUGGAUUGUAUAUAUUAGCUGAGAGCUUUAAAAUAACUAGAGAAACUUUAUGUAUGUUAUUUUCAUUUUGUUUUUGGACUUGUGUUUGUAUUCAAGGCCAAUUUGUAAUUAUUGCCCUGUUGUGAUUUUCGGUUUAGUCGCGGGUUUCGGUUAGAGUCUCCAUCGCCAUCCCAUGUCAGUGCAUCCGCGUUCCUCCUCAAAUCACUGUCACUCUUGUGAAUUCUGCUUUUGCUGCAGGCUGUUCCAGCUCAAACAUGAAACUUUUCUAUUCACCCUCCAAAUAUUUUUAAAUGGAAGGACCGAGGAGCAUUAUACUUCAUUUCUACAUUUAAAUGCAAAAAAAAUCUCCUAUAUAUGAGGCUGGGAAAAAGCCCAACUGGACCAGGACCUGAAGGAGGAUAGGUUUGCGACCCCAAACGAAUUGUGCUGUCUGAUAUUCCCCCCCUCGUCCCCCAUCCCGAGCACAAGGCCGCAUGAUUGUACUCUAGAGAUGUAACUAAUCUUCUGUACUAUUUUUAAACAAAGGAGGACUUUAUACUAAUUUACAAAUAAAAGGCUUUGAUAUAGCA